AUGAUGGUCUUUAUGGAGAAAUUUGUGGAUGCAUUGCAGGCUGUUGGAAUUGUUGGGUGGCAGUAUGGAACGGAAACUGUGAGAUCAAAAGUUCAUGCCAUCUGCUGUUCAGUUGAUGUGCCAGCCCGUGCAGCAGUGACAAACCAGACGCAGUUUAAUGGAAGAUUUGGCUGCUGCUGGUGCCUGACCUGUGCAGAACACAUUGAAGGUGCUCCUCGGUACAUCCAGACUGACUUUGUACUGAGAAUGGAAGAAGGUGUCCUGAGAGACAUGAAGCUUGCCCUUGAGCUCAAUAUGCCAGUGAAUGGCAUCAAGGGGCCAUCGCCAUUGAUAAACCUUGAUUUCUUCAAUCCAGUGCUGAGCCAGGCAGUUGACUACAUGCACUGUGUGCUGCUUGGAGUGGCACGGCAGCUUACUGAGUUUUGGCUGGACAGUGCAAACUCCCAGGAGCCGUUCUACAUUGGCGCUCCUUCAACUCUAGCCAAGCUGGACAAACGUCUCCUGAGUAUCUGCCCACCCCACUGUUUCACACGGCUACCAAGGUCCUUGGCAGACAGGUGCUUCUGGAAGGCGAGCGAGUGGAAGAACUGGCUGCUCUACUACUCUCUGCCAACAGUACUUGGAGUGCUGCCACCGCGGUUCUGGAGGCACGUGUCAAUGCUGGCGGAAGCCAUUUUCACUAUGCUCAAGAGUGAAAUUUCACCAACUGAUCUUCAGCGGGCAGGUCACCUGCUUCAGUCGUUUGUGUCAAGAGCUGCAAGCCUCUAUGGGACUCGCUUCAUGACCUUCAAUGUCCACCAGUUACGCCAUCUGACGUCGAGCGUGGAGCAUCUGGGUCCCCUUUGGGCCAACUCGGCAUUUCCCUUUGAAACAGGGAAUGGGAAGCUGACCAAGAUGGUAAAGGCGGCAAAAGGAGCUCCAACACAAAUACUGGAGAGAGUCGCUCUGGAAGGAGAGCUGGAACUUGCCCUGCAUUUGCUUUCUCUGCCGCAUGAUGUCACGAAGUUCUGCGAAAGACUGCUUGGCAGAGUUCCUAUUAAGAAAGCAACUAGAGUUGAUAAUGUAUGCUUAUUUGGAGCGCCGGUUACAGCAACAUUGUCCACGCAGGAAAUGCAAUCUGUGCAGAAUUUCUUGGACACAUGUGCUGUAAUUAAGGAAUACUUAAGAAUGAGCUUUGAAGGGACAGUUAUACACAGCCAGCAGUAUAGAAAGGCAAAGAAAAGUGACUGUUCUGUAGUAGCAGGCCACGAUGGUCCGCUUGCAUAA
Dermacentor silvarum is the source of this 1266-nucleotide messenger RNA. RefSeq lists its product as uncharacterized. Bases 1 to 1266 code for a protein of 421 amino acids. Lineage: Eukaryota; Metazoa; Arthropoda; Arachnida; Ixodida; Ixodidae. The record is from RefSeq and is a predicted model, not a curated record. The transcript has 5 exons.